AGAAAGCAGAUCUUUUUAUCUGUUUAUUUUCUGGGAUAGAUCUCUCUGCAAGCAAAACAUAUACUAGGAUUAGGAUUUGGUUUUCUUUGAAUCGGUCGCUCACAAGUCCCUUUGGCCAUUUAGAUAUCUAUUUUCAGCCGUUUUUAAGUUUCAAUCAGACAUUCUGUGCAACUCUUCCUUUGUCUUAUCUUUCCAUUCCAUGUUUGGACAGACAUUCUCAACCAUCGUUAACUCCCGAAUAUUUUACUUCAUUCACACUCUUUUUUUUUUUUUUUUUAUUACUUCUCAGUUCUAGUCCUGCAAGUGAGCUCUAGAAUUUGUGAUUUUUGGUAGAAAAGUUGAAAUUGAUCAAUUUUGGAGAGUUGGGUCCUUGUUAUUUCAUGAUGGGUACUGCUUCUGUUGGUUACCCAUUUGGAAUCACUGCCCAUUCCCAUGGAAAAAUUGGUGCUUUGCCUCAUAGAAUGAACUGCUCAAGCUCUGGUUUCCCUCUUAAUGUCGAAGUCUCAAGAGUUAAUUUUUACCCUUGUUCUGGUUCUGCCAUUACUUCUAAGGGACUUGUAAGUCCACUAGGUUCUUUACCUGAUAUUGAUGAUUUCUUCUGGGAGAAAUUCUCAACGCCAAUACUUGAUGUGAUUGAAAACCCAAUCAACUUGAAGAAUUUGUCUCCUAAGGAACUGAAACAAUUAGCUGAUGAAAUUCGUUUGGAAUUGUCUUCCAUAAUGUCAAGAACUCAAAAACCCUUUAGAUCCAGUUUGGCAGUUGUGGAGCUGACAGUUGCAAUACACUAUGUUUUCCAUGCUCCAAUGGAUAAGAUACUGUGGGAUGAUGGGGCACAAACAUAUGCACAUAAAAUUCUUACAGGAAGGCGGCCCCUCAUGCAUACAAUUCGAGAAAAGAAUGGUCUUUCUGGUUUCACAUCUCGAUUUGAGAGUGAUUAUGAUCCAUUUGGUGCAGGGCAUGGUUGCAACAGCAUUUCUGCUGGGCUUGGUAUGGCAAUUGCACGUGAUAUUAAAGGGAAGAGGGAACAUAUAGUUACUGUCAUCAGCAAUGGGACAACUAUGGCAGGUCAGGUCUAUGAGGCAAUGAGUAAUGUGGGCUAUCUGGACUCAAAUAUGAUAGUGAUUUUAAAUGACAGCCGUCACUCCUUACGCCCCAAGAUUGAAAAGGGCCCCAAGACAUCCAUUAGUGCUCUAUCUAGUUCUCUAAGUAGGCUCCAGUCAAGCAAAUCCUUCCGGAAGUUCAGAGAAGUUGCUAAGGGUGUUACUAAAAGAAUUGGGAGGAGGAUGCAUGAAUUGGCAGCCAAACUUGAUGAGUAUGCACGUGGUAUGAUUGGUCCACUGGGAUCAACUCUUUUUGAAGAGCUUGGGUUGUAUUACAUUGGCCCUGUUGAUGGGCAUAACAUUGAAGACCUGAUAUGCGUUCUGCAAGAAGUAGCAUCUCUGGAUUCAAUGGGUCCUGUGUUGGUUCAUGUGAUAACAGAGGAAAAUCAGGGACCAGAAAAUAAUCGAAAGAGUGAAAUAGCAGAGAAGCAACUUGAAGAUUUAAGUAAUUCUGAUUCGUUACCAUCUAGUAUCCACCCAUUGACAUAUAGUGAUUGCUUUGUGGAGGCUUUAGUUUUGGAGGCAUUGAAGGAUAAAGAUAUUGUGACAGUUCACGCGGGAAUGCAAAUGGAAACAUCACUUCAACUAUUUCAGGAAAAAUUUCCAGACAAGUUUUUUGACAUGGGAAUUGCUGAGCAACACGCAGUUACAUUUUCUGCUGGUUUGUCCUGUGGUGGAUUGAAGCCAUUUUGUAUAAUCCCUUCCACCUUUCUACAAAGAGCUUAUGAUCAGGUGGUCCAUGAUGUAGAUCGGCAGAGAAUUCCGGUGCGAUUUGUCAUUACUAGUGCAGGACUUGUAGGAUCUGAUGGCCCAAUGCAGUGUGGGGCAUUCGAUAUAACAUUCAUGUCAUGCUUACCAAAUAUGAUAGUCAUGGCACCAUCCAAUGAGGAUGAGCUUGUGCACAUGGUGGCUACUGCAGCCCAAAUUGAUGAUCAACCGGUGUGCUUCCGGUAUCCUAGGGGGGCCAUUGUACAGGCAGACUACUCUACAUGCAAUGGGAUUCCCAUAGAGAUUGGAAAAGGGAAAGUUCUUGCAGAGGGUAAAGAUGUUGCUUUGCUCGGGUAUGGGGCAAUGGUUCAGAAUUGUCUUAAGGCUCGGUCCCUUCUUUCGAAGCUUGGUGUUGAGGUGACAGUGGCUGAUGCAAGGUUCUGCAAGCCUCUAGACAUUAAGCUUGUCAGACAGCUUUGCGAAAAUCAUGCAUUUCUGAUCACGGUUGAGGAAGGCUCUAUUGGAGGAUUUGGAUCCCAUGUUGCACAGUUCAUUGCACUUGAUGGAAAACUGGAUGGAAGAACUAAGUGGCGUCCAAUUGUGCUACCAGACAACUACAUCGAGCAUGCAUCAGCAGAUGAACAGCUCUCUCUGGCCGGGUUGACUGGACAUCACAUAGCUGCAACAGCACUAAGUUUGCUUGGCCGCAAUCGUGAAGCCCUCCUCUUGAUGUGCUAGAAAGCUGUACUUCUACUGUCCUUGUUGGAAUUCUAUGAUAAAUUUGAAGAACGACGCCUAGCAAAGGAAAAUAAGCAUUGACGCUACCAUGUUUUUUGGGUUUAGUAAUCUUUUCCAAUUUGUUAGUAUGUAUAACAAUUAUGCACCAAGUAUUUAAUUGUAUGGUAACAAUGUCAUUAGGGAGACACUAGUUUGAUAUUUUAAAGUCAAGUCUUAUAAAUCACCAGCACAGCCCAGUCAUGUCAUGAUCUCACAGGGCAUGGAA
Messenger RNA from Quercus robur (English oak), 2811 nucleotides. Its product is annotated as probable 1-deoxy-D-xylulose-5-phosphate synthase, chloroplastic. Lineage: Eukaryota; Viridiplantae; Streptophyta; Magnoliopsida; Fagales; Fagaceae. The record is from RefSeq and is a predicted model, not a curated record. Gene Ontology annotation, biological process: terpenoid biosynthetic process. Gene Ontology annotation, molecular function: 1-deoxy-D-xylulose-5-phosphate synthase activity. The transcript has 10 exons. Bases 381 to 2546 code for a protein of 721 amino acids.